GACUGUGAGUUGACAACAGACCUGCUUUGCACAUUACUCUGGGUCAAGAUGGAACUGUUGGUGUGUUUGCAGCAAGGCAGCCCUUUUUUAAAAAACAUCUUAAUUGCCAAAGAACAUCAAUCAUUUUUCAGCAUUCUCCCCCACCGUUCCCCUUCUUGUUUUCAUGCCGGGUAUAGGAGUGAGUCCUUUUGGAGCUUGAAUCUUGCCUCCUACCAAGAGCCAGGCAACUUCUUUAUGGGCCAAUAACAUUGUGCCCUGCAGGCGAACAGAAGCUGGGGAACAAGUGAAGUGGGGGGACACCUACAGCCAAAAUGGAGGUGAAGACGUCACUUCUAGACAACAUGAUUGGGGUUGGCGACAUGGUCCUGCUAGAACCCCUUUCAGAAGACUCAUUCCUCGAGAACCUGAGGAACCGCUUUGAUCACAAUGAGAUAUACACAUAUAUUGGCAGCGUGGUGAUCUCCAUGAACCCCUACAGGUCCUUGCCCAUCUACACGCCAGACAAAGUGGAGGAGUAUCGCAAUAGGAACUUCUAUGAACUUAGUCCACACAUCUACGCUUUGGCAGAUGAGGCUUACCGUUCACUGAGGGACCAGGACAAGGACCAGUGCAUCCUCAUCACAGGCGAGAGUGGGGCUGGGAAAACCGAGGCCAGUAAGCUGGUGAUGUCAUAUGUGGCAGCAGUGUGUGGGAAGGGCCAGGAGGUGAAUAAGGUCAAGGAACAGCUGCUGCAGUCCAAUCCCGUGCUUGAGGCCUUUGGAAAUGCCAAAACAGUGAGAAAUGACAACUCUUCCAGAUUUGGGAAGUACAUGGACAUUGAGUUUGACUUCAAAGGAGAUCCUCUGGGUGGAGUCAUCAGCAACUAUCUGCUAGAGAAGUCACGUGUGGUGAAACAGCCACGAGGAGAGAGGAACUUCCACGUCUUUUAUCAGCUCUUGUCUGGAGCCUCUGAUGACACACUCAAGAAGCUGAAGCUGAACCGGGACUUGAGCAAAUACAACUACCUGAGCCUGGACUCUGCCGCGGUCAAUGGGCUGGAUGAUGCAGCCAACUUCAGGACAGUCCGAAAUGCCAUGCAGAUCGUGGGCUUCAUGGAGGACGAGGUACAGUCGGUGCUGGAGCUGGUGGCGGCCGUGCUAAAGCUGGGCAACAUUGAGUUCAAGCCAGAGUCGCGCUGUAACGGCACUGACGAGAGCCGCAUUAAGGACAAGAACGAUUUGAAGGAGAUGUGUGAGCUGCUGGGGAUCGAGCAGUCAGUGCUGGAAAGAGCGUUCAGCUACCGCACAGUAGAGGCUAAGCUGGAAAAAGUGUCCACUACACUGAAUGUGGCCCAGGCCUACUAUGCCCGAGACGCCCUUGCCAAAAAUCUCUACAGUCGUCUGUUUAGUUGGCUUGUUACCAGGAUCAACGAAAGCAUUAAAGCACAGACUAAAAGUCGCCACAAGGUCAUGGGUGUGCUGGACAUCUAUGGCUUUGAGAUAUUUGAGGAUGGAGACAACAGCUUUGAGCAGUUCAUCAUCAACUACUGCAACGAGAAGCUGCAGCAGAUCUUCAUCGAGCUGACCCUGCGUGAGGAGCAGGAGGAGUAUGUCAGAGAGGGCAUCGAGUGGACCAACAUUGAAUAUUUCAACAAUGCUAUUAUCUGCGACCUCAUUGAGAAUCAUCAAAAUGGCAUUUUGGCCAUGUUGGACGAGGAGUGCCUGAGGCCAGGGACAGUCACCGACGAGACUUUCCUGGACAAACUGAACACCAUCUGUGCUGAACACCAGCACUUUGAGAGUCGCCUCAGCAAGAAUUCCAAGUUCCUCACUGACCACAGCCUGCCACACAAUUGCUUCCGCAUCCAGCACUAUGCUGGGAAGGUGCUGUACCGUGUCGAGGGCUUUGUAGACAAGAACAACGACCUGUUAUACCGGGACCUGUCACAGGCCAUGUACAAGGCCACCCACAGCCUCAUCAAACAGCUGUUCCCUGAGGGCAACCCAGGCAAAGUCAACCUGAAGAGACCCCCAACUGCUGGAUUCCAGUUCAAAGCAUCAGUGGGAACGCUGAUGAGGAACCUGCAGACCAAGAACCCAAACUACAUCCGGUGCAUCAAGCCCAAUGACAAGAAGGCAUCCCACAUAUUCACCGAGUCUCUGGUCCGCCAUCAGGCGCGCUACCUGGGCCUGAUGGAGAACGUCCGUGUGAGGAGAGCAGGCUACGCCUUCCGCCAGGCCUACGAGCCGUGCCUGGAACGCUACAAAAUGCUCUGCAAACGGACCUGGCCCCACUGGAGAGGGCCCGCCAGGGAAGGAGUGGAGGUGCUGAUGGCCGACCUCCAGGUCCCAGCAGACGAGUUCUCCUAUGGACGCUCCAAGAUCUUUAUCAGGAACCCAAGAACGCUCUUUUUCUUGGAGGAAAGGAGGAGGCAAUGCCUGCAAGACCUGGCCACACUCAUUCAGAAGAUCUACCGUGGCUGGAAGUGCCGCAGCCAGUUCCUGCUGCUGAAAAAGAGUCAGAUAGUGGUGGCAGCAUGGUACCGCCGAUAUGCGCAACAAAAGAAAUACCAGAAGAUCAAGAGCGCCACCACUGUGGUCCAGUCCUACACCAGAGGAUGGCAGGCCCGUAAACUCCUGAGAGAGCUGAAAUAUCAGAAGAGAUGUGAAGAGGCAGUGACCACCAUCGCAGCCUUCUGGCACGGCACCCAGGCUCGGAUGGAGCUGAGACGUCUAAAACAAGAAGCGCGGAAUAAACAUGCUGUGACAGUAAUUUGGGCAUACUGGCAGGGAACCAAGGCCCGGAGAGAGCUGCGUCAGCUGAAGGAGGAGGCGAGGAAUAAACAUGCCGUAUCGGUCAUUUGGGCCGGCUGGCAGGGCACCAAGGCACGCAGGGAGCUGAGGAGACUGAAGGAAGAGGCCAGACGUAAGCAUGCUGUCGCUGUGAUUUGGGCCUACUGGCAGGGACUCAAGGUCCGUAGAGAGUACAGAAAAUUCUUCAGGGCAAAUGCCGGAAAGAAGAUCUAUGAGUUCACCAUACAGAGAAUUAUGCAAAAAUACUUCCUGGGCCUGAAGAGCACCAUGCCCUCCAUGUCACCCAUAGAAAAGAACUGGCCUGCCAGGCCUUACAUCUUUCUGGAUGGAGUUCACACAGCGCUGCGAAGAAUCUUCCAUCUCUGGAGGUGCAAGAAAUACAGGAGCCAGUUCACAGAAGAGAAGAAAGCGGUUUAUGAGGAGAAGCUGGAGGCAAGUGAGAUCUUCAAGGAUAAAAAGGCUCUCUACCCGAGCAGCGUGAGCCAGCCCUUCAAAGGUGACUACCUGGAGAUCAGCAAGAACCCCAAAUAUCAGAAACUCAACAGCGCUGUGGAUGAGAAGGUUCUGCUGGCUGAUGUGGUCAACAAGAUUAACAGGGCCAAUGGCAAGGGUACAGCUCGAAUCUUCCUGCUGACUAAGAAGAGCUUCGUCCUGGCCGACCAGAAGACUGGCCAGGUGAAGGCCAGUGUUCCUCUGCCAGACCUCACCAGUGUGUCGGUCAGCACACAGAGUGACGGCUUCUUUGCUCUCAGACUCAAAGAGGGUUCGGCCUCAGCCAUUAAAGGAGACUUCUUACUCAGCAGUGAACAUCUGAUUGAGAUCAUCACCAAAAUCCACCGCAUCGGGGCCACGGCUGCAGACAGGGAGCAGCUCAACAUCGACAUCUCAGACGAGUUUCUGGUGCAGUUCAAGCAGGACAAAGUGUGUGUCAAAUUCAUCGAGGGAGCCCCGAAGAACGGCAACAGCGUGUCCUGCAAGCGCAAGAACAACCGCCUGCUGGAGGUGUCUGUGCCAACAUCACCCUAGUGCAGCUCCCUCGCCAGCUCUUUAGCGCUGUUCCUGAAUGCUCAGAUUGGCGGGCAAUUAAACACCGAACUACCACCCACUCCCGAACCUCUCGUCUCAAGGUCCAACCCCCCCACCCCCCAUCCCAGUGCCCACCCUGAGUUAGAAAAUGACAGUUAUUUGGCUUGUUGUUGUGUUUUUUUUCUUCAGUCUCUUCUUAUCAGAUUUACUAUGGCACCACUUUAGCUGUAACCAUGCGCCACUUUUUUUGGCAAACUCAUCCCUUAUCUGGGUUGCAUGCCACAGAAAUUUGGUCUAAUGUUUCACUGGUGUUAUGUAAAACUGGGGUAAAGGGUUAAAGAUGGAUGGAAAGAAAAUCUUGGUGGCGCACAAGAGACUUCUGUAUACCAGCGGUGAUGUUGAUAAUGAUUGUUCUCUCUGUAUGUUGGAUAAGUCUUUGGAGAAAAUGUCAUUAUGAAAACUUUGUGACAAGUGCCAGCCUUAACUGGCAUUGACUCAUCCAUUUUUUAAUAGAUGGCUUAGAAUUUGAGUUGAACUAACUUUUGGGCUUGGCCUGUCAGAUUUAGUUUCUCUGAAGAACUUAAAAUACUGCACUUGUUUUCACCUCGGUGUAACCAAAGGAGUAUCAUCUGAAAAUGAAUUUUGAUUGAAUGUUGUAUGAUUUUUAUAUAUAUAUUUUUUUUUUUCAGUGCGCAGUUGAAGUAAAUGUAAUUUGCUAGAUAAUUGUAUCCACAAUUCCUAUGUGCCAAUGAACAGGUCCCAUGACAUGUCACAGGUCAGUGCACAAACAUAGAAAACCCAUGUAGGUGAUGGACUCUGGUUCUAUUACUAUUAAUGACAAUACAUUACCAAACUUUUUCGAAUAGAGGAGCUUGUCAACCUGGCAAUUUCUUUUAAGUUUUGACGGCACUGCACAUGUGAUUAACUUCCAUUUCCUCUACAAGCACAGUAGAAUUUGUGAUCUUUUUGAAGCUUUAUUUUAACUCAUAGGAUGUAGGACUCAUGUAUGAUUCAAAGACCCUCUGGCUUAAUGAGGAACUUGAUUAAAGAUACUGAUAAAGGCAGUGCAGACACUUCCAGAAGAAGCAAAGCUACUCACACCAGAUUCUGUUAAAAAAAAAAAAUUCUGGUGAAAAGUUAGUCUUUUUUUUUUGUGUGCAAUAAAUAAAAUGCGUUGUCUCAAUUAUUCCCUUUCCAACAACACAGUAGUGAGAACCCAUAGCAGUCACCCUUACUGUACCAUAAGCUGUACAUAGGCUAUAUAGGCUGUAGCCCUGGCAUGGACAAAGGGUUUCUUUAGUAUCCUAAUUUUAAGUGCUGUUUGUUAAAUAGCUGUUGCCACUGCAGCUUGAGUUAUUGUAGUGCUUGAACCACUCUGACAAAGUGUAUUUUUCAAGGGGAAAGACCAAAUAUUAAGCGCACAUGAACAUAGUGUAUCCGAAGAAAUCAACCAGCUUUUACAACCUUCUAGUACACAUAUAAACACACAGGCCAAAUAUGAUAUUUCAAAGAAGCAACAGAGUGCUGUAUUUUCAGGUAUGUUGGCUAUAAUUUUAUUUCUGGUAAUUGUAUUGGUAAUUGGUUUUGUACUGUUGAGUUCUAAGUAAACCAGAUGUUUCUCUGGUGACUGAGGGAAUAACACAGCCAAAGUUGGUCUAGUCAUGUUUUGCAAUCCGGGGUACCUCGGCUUGUAAGUUAUUGUAUGUUUUAAUUUUUUUAAUGUCACACACGACACAGGGAUCAGUUGUUGCUGUCCCUCUCACGGGAACGUUUGAGCUGAAUGCCAUGCCCCCACGCGCUCUGUUUCGUAUUUGAACAAUGGCUAGAACUUCAAAAUGAUGUCUGCAUUCUUGUGUGCCUAAUGUUAACCUGUGCUGAGAGACAGAACAUGGAAAUGUUUCAAUAGAAUUCAGUGUAACAUUUACAAGUAAUCUUUUUUUAAAUUAAAUAAAAGUCAGUAAUAAAUAAAUGUUGUUCUUGGA
This is a messenger RNA of Micropterus salmoides (largemouth bass), 5800 nucleotides long. It is a transcript of the gene myo1b, whose product is annotated as myosin IB. Gene Ontology annotation, cellular component: microvillus; plasma membrane; cytoplasm. The transcript has 33 exons. NCBI's taxonomy places the organism in Eukaryota, Metazoa, Chordata, Actinopteri, Centrarchiformes, Centrarchidae. Gene Ontology annotation, molecular function: microfilament motor activity; actin filament binding; ATP binding. The coding region runs from base 312 to 3818 and encodes 1168 amino acids. The record is from RefSeq and is a predicted model, not a curated record. Gene Ontology annotation, biological process: actin filament organization; vesicle transport along actin filament.